Gigantopelta aegis is the source of this 3353-nucleotide messenger RNA. RefSeq names its product chitinase-3-like protein 1. The transcript has 6 exons. Gene Ontology annotation, biological process: chitin catabolic process; carbohydrate metabolic process. The record is from RefSeq and is a predicted model, not a curated record. Bases 64 to 1008 code for a protein of 314 amino acids. Gene Ontology annotation, cellular component: extracellular region. Gene Ontology annotation, molecular function: chitin binding; chitinase activity. Lineage: Eukaryota; Metazoa; Mollusca; Gastropoda; Neomphalida; Peltospiridae.
CUGCGGUAAUAAACAUAAAUAAUACAUGGUGUAUAUUUCAGAACUGUAGAUUUCCUCAAUGUUAUGACGUAUGAUUACCAUGGUACCUGGGACGCGACAGCCGGAGCUUACUCGCACGCGGAGCUAUUUCCAGACGUAGACCGGUCAAUAGGAGGGUGGAUCAACGCGUCAAGACUCCCCUCCAAACUGAUCAUGGGGAUCCCCGCCUACGGCAACGCGUACGCCCUGAGAUCACAGACCACACCGCCACUCAACUACGGCAUCGGCCAACCCACCAGCGGACCCGCCAUCCACGGGCCGUACGCACCAGAAAACGGAUCGUUAACGUAUCUAGAGAUCUGUGAAAACAUUCAGAACAACAGUUGGACGUCGCUUUACCUCGAGUCUCGCGUGACGACGGUGGCGUGGGGUCCGUCACCACUCGGGAUGGAGUGGGUCGGCUACGACGACAUCGAGAGCAUCAGAAGAAAGGCUGCGUACAUUCGAGAAAAAGGUCUUGCCGGGGCGAUGCUGUGGACACUGGACGACGACGACUACGGCAACUUCUGUGGCAAGGGAAGAUACCCCGUGGCAAGUGCUCUUCAAGAAGCCCUCCCUAGUGACGGCGAAAGAACCGUGACGACCACAUCGACGUCAGGCGUGUCAACGACGCCAUCCACAAUAACUACUCCAUCAACACCGGUCACAACGCCGCGAACCAUUAGAACCACGGUCCGCCCACCGACUAGACCGACCCCGCCCACCCCCAGGGAGGGGACUACGCCAGUGGGCGGAUCCCCCAGACCCCCGAUACACAACUGGGGUGGAUGCAGAAUCCAGUUUAUGCCACAGCGGUGGUGUAACUCUGGUCGUUCUAUGGGAGAAAAUCCGCGCGAAUUUGCACUGACUUCCAUGCCCGAAAUCUCUCUCUGCAUGGUGUGCACGUGCAACGAAGACUACUUGUACAACCCGUGCACCAAGACAUGUGACUUCCCUAGCAACAGAGCCGCAUGCUCCAUCUUCACCUAACUGUCAUAGGAUGUAAACUGGUUUUGGGGAGGACCAGAAGGAGUAAGAUGUUUUAAAGGCUCAGUGGUAACAUUACAUCCAUGGAUUAUUGUGCAAAAUGAGAACACGUUCGUUGGAUGAAAAACCGGAUAGUCUGAGAGAUUUAGUACGAAACAAAUACGACUGACAUAGACAUAAUAAGCACACAAAAACCGUUUUCAAGGCUAAUGGGAAUAUACAAUGUAGUUUGGAGAAUCCGUUGGGAUGAGGAUUAUCUUCAUACUGUGGCGUAGUUGUCAAGUAUGUAUAUAGCCACCAUGCAGAUUUGGAUACAAUAUUUUCUUAGAUAGCCCCUUAUUUAUAGCCUCCUUUUAUACUGAUGUUGAUCAUCAUGUACUUUUGUUAGACGCCCAAUAGACAGCGUUUUUUGUUUUUGUUUGUUGUUUUUGUGCUGGGGUGUCGUUAAAUAUUCAUUCAUUGAUUCAUUCACUCAUUCACUUUUUAAAAAUGCAUUACUAUAUACGACAUGUCAUCAAAACCCCAUUUAAUUAUGAAUUUAGGGUCAGAAUCUGUCCCACAGUUAUGCUUCGAUGUUUGCACAGUAGCAUGUAGCAUGAGUGCAAAAAUGCAGAUCCAUUGCUGCUAUUAGACAGGAGUACUAAGCAUCUUCUCUCACUUGACGAGUUGGACACGUAACAGUAAUAUUUUAAAUUGUACUACAGAAUCGUUUAACAUACUUUCCUAUCCUCUCCUUUCAUACUUUUCCGAUUGGCAAUUCAGCCUUGAUGAUGGAUACAUAUGACAUUAAAGCCGACCAGCUGACAAUAAGAAAAGGUCAUUGUGUGAUUAGUUUAUUCAGGAAAUUAAAACUAUUCCCAUCAUCUGCAACAGUUUUAGUAUGGUAGUACCAAACGAGGCUGUUCCUUGAUAUUAACUACAUACGGACAUGAUACUAUUAUAUCAUAUAAUAGAUACAUAGUCGUCAGAAGCGGAGGUAGUAGGUGGGUGGGGGCAGGGGGCACUGCUCUCGAACUCUGAGGGUAAUAGACUGUAGAUUCACCACACUCAUCCCUAUUUGUUAUCAUUUUCCUGUCCCUAUACUAUAUCAGUGUUGAGUGUUGCGAGGUUUAAUUUUAAUUUUAUACCUGUUUUAUCAACAUUAUGUUGUUGUUUUUUAAUUGUAAAUAAUUGUUUACAAGUAUUUCAUGAUGUCCAAAUAUAUUAUAUCAAGUAUUAUGUAAUCAAAAGCCAAUGCCAAAGCCUGUCAAGGGAUUCCUACCUGCUUUCUGGAGGUUUAGUAAGAUAUUGCUGGGGACUGGGUCCUUGGGUGAAAUAAUGUUGGAGGUUCUGAUCUUUUAAAAAAGGAAUUUGAGGUAGAGCGUUUCCCUGAAACUGUACAGGACUGAAGUUGCCUGAGUGGGAAAAAGGGUUAAAAUAUUUAAUGUGCGUCUCCCGCGAAAUGCUUACGGCAUCACGCCACCAUUUGUCGUGUUGUUACUUGCUGUAGCAGCUUAAUAUAGUCCGGUUUAGGAAAUAGUUCCUCAUAAAAAAUACUUCAAAAUUCUGAUAUGCUUUUUAAAAUCUUUCUUUGAAGGCUGACCUCUGUAGUAUUUAAAUAACCCAUUGGUUUGAAGUAACGUGUUAUAUGUAGUACUAACUGAUAACAACUGUGCAAGUGGUAUGAUGACACUUGUAUAACAGCAAUACGAGACGGUGGUCAGGCAUAGGGACCAUCAAUUGAAAAACCUCGUGGACGACCUAUGUUGAUUUUUUUACAUGGUACUUGUCAGUCGAGAACACUCCCUAAAAUUAGUAGUCACAUGACCCUCUCGACAGUGUUGUAUUUUUCACAGACUAUAUUCUGACAUAGAAACUGUAUUGAACUGCAUGGAGUAAUUAAUGGUGGCGUGUAACCUUACGACUUGCCAAACCAGCCAUCUAUACUGAACUACACUGAAAACUCACCACACAAUGUUCAGUUCUUAUUGCUCGAUAUGGCUGGUUGUUAUGAAAGACAAUACCCUAACCGGCGUGUACAAUUUUUGGGUUCCUUAUUACCUACCAGAAUACACCCAGUUAUAUAAAAUCAGUUACCUGUAUUACUCUUUUUCAAAUCAUAUCAUUUUGACAAGUACAACCUGACUGGUGCAUUUUCAAUGUAGUUCAGUAUACAUGUAUGUACGUAAACGCUAAUAAAUUACCGAUUGAUUUUUCAUCAGAUACCUUUUGAGUUUUGUCAAAUAUGAUCGAUUUAUGUCUGAUAAUGAUUGAGAUUUUUCCCCUUGCGCAUCAUUAGAUAUGAUGUUUUGUUUUGUUUUGUUUUUGUUUUCACCAUGCAGUAUUUAUAUCGCAAUGUACAUUGGUAC